AUGGCUGUACCUGAUUCAGUUCAAAGGCACAAAAAUGACUUGUCUGUUAUCUGGAGCCAUAUGGCAAGUCACAGCCAGAAGACGGCCCAGUGUAGUAACUUGCCGGCGCUCAAGGACAAAGCCACGUUCAGCUCGAGUGCCAAGAUUGUGAAGCCAAAUGGCGAGAAACCAGACGAGUUCGAGUCGGGCAUCUCUCAGGUGCUGCUCGAGCUGGAGAUGAACUCAGACCUCAAGGCUCAGCUGCAGGAGCUCAACAUCACCACGGCCAAGGAAAUUAAAGUUGGUGGUGGUCAGAAAGCUAUCAUAAUUUUUGUUCCAGUUCCUCAACUGAAAUCUUUCCAGAAGAUCCAAGUUCGGCUACUGCAUGAAUUAGAGAAAAAGUUCAGUGGGAAACAGGUAGUUUUCAUUGCUCAGAGGAGAAUUCUGCCUAAACCAACAAGAAAAAGCCACACGAAAAAUAAGCUAAAGUGUCCCAGAAGCUGUACUCUGACUGCUGUGCAUGAGGCUAUCUUUGAGGACUUGGUUCCCAAGUGAAAUUGUGGCAAGAGGAUCCGCGUGAAACUGGAUGGCAGCUGGCUCAUAAAGGUUCAUUUAGACAAAGCCCAGCAGAACGUGGAGCACAGGUUGAAUGAAACCUUUUCUGGUGUCUAUAACAAGCUCACAGGCAAAGAUGUUAAUUUUGAAUUUUCAGUUGUAAACAGAUGA
Messenger RNA from Jaculus jaculus (lesser Egyptian jerboa), 705 nucleotides. RefSeq names its product 40S ribosomal protein S7-like. Gene Ontology annotation, molecular function: structural constituent of ribosome. The record is from RefSeq and is a predicted model, not a curated record. Gene Ontology annotation, cellular component: 90S preribosome; ribosome; small-subunit processome. NCBI's taxonomy places the organism in Eukaryota, Metazoa, Chordata, Mammalia, Rodentia, Dipodidae. Gene Ontology annotation, biological process: rRNA processing; translation; ribosomal small subunit biogenesis.